CCCCCCUCCAGUCCAACAACCCGCGCGCGAGUGCCAGGGAGGAGAAAGAGGACUUGCGCUCGUCUUCUGGUGGUCGUCGGGCUUGCAGUUGGGGGCGCAGGGCGAUCUUGAGCAACGGCGAUGGCUCCGUCCCGGCUAGGAAGGAGGGUGUUUGUGGUGGGAGUCGGCAUGACUAAGUUUGAAAAGCCUGGGUCUCGUGAAAAUUUUGAUUACCCCGAUAUGGCUAAAGAAGCAGGUCAGAAGGCUCUUGCUGAUGCAGGUGUCCCUUAUUCUUCUGUGGAGCAGGCAUGUGUGGGCUAUGUUUAUGGUGAUUCAACCUGUGGUCAGCGAGCCAUUUAUCAUAGUUUGGGGCUAACGGGUAUUCCUAUUAUGAAUGUGAACAACAACUGCUCUACUGGAUCAACUGCUUUGUUCAUGGCCAGACAAUUGGUCCAGGGAGGUAUGGCUAACUGUGUCCUGGCUCUUGGAUUUGAGAAGAUGGCAAGAGGGUCCCUUUCAUCUCAAUUCAUGGACAGGGUGAAUCCCAUGGACAAGCAUAUGGAAGUGAUGAUAAGCAAAUACAAUCUCGCAGCAGCACCAGUUGCCCCACAGCUUUUUGGAAAUGCUGGCAAAGAACACAUGGAGAAAUACGGAUCAAAACAAGAACAUUUCGCAAAAAUUGCAUGGAAGAAUCAUAAACAUUCGACCAACAAUCCGAAUUCUCAGUUCCAAAAGGAGUACAGUUUGGAUGAAGUGUUGCAGUCACGUAAAGUUUUUGAUUACUUAACAAUACUACAGUGUUGCCCAACAUCUGAUGGGGCAGCAGCAGCGGUGCUGGCUAGUGAAGAGUUUGUGAGGAAGAAUGGCUUGGAGUCGAGAGCCGUUGAAAUUGUGGCCCAGGAGAUGAUGACUGAUCUUCCAAGCACAUUUAUAGAGAACAGCUGCAUUAAAGCGGUUGGGUAUGAUAUGACAAAGGAGGCUGCAAAAAGAUGUUAUUCAAAAGCAGGCCUGAAACCAGAAGAUGUGGACGUGAUAGAACUUCAUGACUGUUUCUCUGCUAAUGAAUUAAUAACUUACGAAGCUCUGGGACUUUGUCCUGAAGGAGGAGCUGGUGAGCUGAUUGACCGAGGAGACAAUACCUAUGGUGGAAAAUGGGUCAUAAAUCCAAGUGGCGGCUUGAUUUCAAAAGGACACCCACUGGGUGCCACAGGUCUGGCUCAGUGUGCUGAACUCUGCUGGCAGCUAAGAGGAGAAGCCGGAAAGAGGCAGGUUCCCUGUGCAAAGGUUGCUUUGCAGCAUAACUUGGGCCUUGGAGGUGCUGUGGUUAUAACUCUGUACAGAAUGGGCUUUCCUGAGGCUGCAAGGAAUAGGCAAAUCCAAGCUAUUCCCACCAGGGCAGCUGUGGAUGGGUUUAAGGCAGGUUUUGUCUUCAAAGAAAUUGAAAAGAAGCUUCAAGAGGAAGGGGAACAGUAUGUCAAGAAAAUUGGUGGUAUAUUUGCCUUCAAAGUAAAAGAGGGCCCUGGAGGUAAAGAAGCAACUUGGGUAGUUGAUGUGAAAAAUGGUAAAGGCUGUGUGGAUUUCGACUCAGAUAAGAAAGCUGACUGCACAAUUACAAUGGCUGACGCUGAUUUGCUGGCUCUGAUGACUGGCAAGAUGAAUCCGCAGACAGCUUUCUUUCAAGGCAAAUUGAAGAUUUCUGGGAACAUGGGCAUGGCUAUGAAGCUACAGAACCUACAGCUUCAACCGGUCAAAGCUAAACUUUGAACCACCGACUUCAAGAUGCAAUUUAGAUGUGAACAACGUGUUUAAUAUAUAUAUAAAAACUAAGCAGGAACUAGAUGUUGGAAGUAGCAUGGGACAGGUUUUCUGAAUAGGUGUGAUCAACUCUAGCUUUCCUGAGGCCUCUGUUCAAUGGAAAUUUUGGCACUGUGUUCCAUAAAUCAGCCUAAACGAUCGCAAAGUGAAUAAAAUAUUAGUGGUUGGCAUGUUUAUAAUGGUUAACACCAGCAUGAUGUAUAACAAGCCCUGAUUUUAUCUCACCUGAAACCAUCCCCCCCCCCAAAAUCUAAAUCAAGGGAUCAGCCUCCCAUAAAUUCUUGUGAAGUUUAAAAAGCAGGAAGAGUGAUAGAGAAUAUCACCUGUUUGGCAAAACAAUUCUUUAAAAAUUUCAUUUGUAUCUUAAGAAUACUUCCAUAGCAGCUCAAAGAAAUACUUUUUUACUUUGGCUGGGAUCCAGAGAACUAUUUUAGGUAGGCCCUAGAGCUUGGACAUACUCAUGUGAGGUUCUUUCUUUCAGUAACAGGCACACACACAUGCCUGUCAUAUCAGAAUGCUUUUGAAACACUACCUGGUUUCGAAGGUGGUGAUAUUGUGGGUGAAUGCUGUAGAAACAGAACUCCAAAGCUCCCAUAGGUGAGGAGAACUAGUUAUAUUGAUUUCUUUGGAUCCUAGCCUUCAUUGAAUAGAAUUUCCAAAUUCCCAUAUGAAGGGUUGUUUUAUCGUAUUGGAAAUCAGAUGGUUCGCAUUAAUUGCAAUAACAUUUAAUUGUAGUGCUUUCUCCCUAACAUAUGCUUACAAGGGUAAAGGGUAGCACUUUUUAAGCAUUUGUUUGGUUUUAACUGUGCUAUACAGAGUUCUGGAAACUGAUAAUUCUUUAAUAAAUUCAUAUAUAAAUACUA
This is a messenger RNA of Podarcis raffonei (Aeolian wall lizard), 2657 nucleotides long. RefSeq names its product sterol carrier protein 2 (gene SCP2). Bases 121 to 1743 code for a protein of 540 amino acids. NCBI's taxonomy places the organism in Eukaryota, Metazoa, Chordata, Lepidosauria, Squamata, Lacertidae. Gene Ontology annotation, molecular function: acyltransferase activity, transferring groups other than amino-acyl groups. The transcript has 16 exons. The record is from RefSeq and is a predicted model, not a curated record.